Molecule: messenger RNA, 5222 nt
Organism: Myxocyprinus asiaticus (Chinese sucker)
Lineage: Eukaryota; Metazoa; Chordata; Actinopteri; Cypriniformes; Catostomidae
Product: nephrocystin-4-like
Exons: 30
Coding region: 165-4442 (1425 amino acids)
Biological process (GO): negative regulation of canonical Wnt signaling pathway; protein localization to ciliary transition zone
Cellular component (GO): non-motile cilium; ciliary basal body; ciliary base
Source: RefSeq, a predicted model, not a curated record
CUGGCAACGACUGAUAGUCUCUGUGGCAACCGGAAUGAUUUAACAAACUGUGAAACCCUUAGACACUUUUAGGGAUGUUUGCCAGGAAACAGUAACGCUCACUGGCCCGGCUGCCACCGAAAAACGUACACAGGAAGUCUGAUAAUACUAAAGAAACUUCUCACAUGUCUGAGUGGAAAAGCAUUUUCGAGAGGAACCGAGUGAUUCCACCUCACAGUCAAACCACCCGACAGGCUCAAGGAUCUUCUCAAGGUCUACGGCUGGUCUUCAAGCAGGUCGAUGGACUUCACAUAAAACAGUCAGAGGAGUCACAUGCACUCAGGUAUCAGCUGCGAGUGACCUUGUUUGACUCCGGUCACCAGCACUUCUUUGGGCGCACAUGGAAGAGUGGAUCACACUCUGUUAGUGGCACACUGGGUCAGACUGGCCGAGUACUCUUCAAUGAGGCAGUGUACUUCCACACUUCUCUGUGUUUGAGCUCUGUGGUGGCACUGGUGGAGUUGGUGUCUCUAUCACCCAGGACAGACGGUUCCCAGAAUGCAGUGGGGUCAGGGUUCGGACUCCUUCAGCUCUUCAUUGGUCACAUAGGAAACAAUAUCUCUCAAGGGGAAGGAAGGUUGAGUCUAUUCAAUGGGACGCCCAGAGCUCUCUUGCACCCAACACUGAAGGACCCUCUGCAAUUGAAUGCUGUGUUAUCUGUGAUGGAGGGCUCUCAGCUACUGUACUCAAUACAGCCACACCCAGCUCUCACUCCCAUCAUGCAUCUGCUCCCACCCAACAUUCUGGUGUCUGGACAUGACAGCAUUCCCGGUGUGGUGCCGCCCACAGAUGGCACAGACGCGCUGCGGAAGCCUCAUCUGUUGAAGAGCUUCUCGUGUGUGUUUGAGGGCAUGCGUGUGGCACUCUUCCCCUCCGUGGAGGUCUUUGAAUCUAACCUGCUCCAGCUGCUUAAUAGAGACUGCCAGAAUACAAACAGAGGUGUGGAGGGUCGCUCAGUCGUGGUGCAGGAGCGCAGGCUGGUGGUUGGGGUCCAUAAUGGCUGGGGUUGGGCAGAGAAGCCUCAUGUGUUGGUGCUGGAGCAUGAGGCUGGGAGGAGUGGAACGGCCAGGGCCCAUGGAGCCAUCACAGGUGGCAGCUUCAAACAUACCUCCACGGACAAACUCAGUGAAGGACUGUCUCUUCGUGGCAGUGUGGAGCUGAAGAUAAUGAGGCAUGCAGCGGUCAGCAUCGUCUUCCAGCUCCAGUAUGUUUUCUCAUGUCCACUAGCUGGAGACGGGCAGAUGACAUCAACGGCUGUGCCCAGAGCAGCAUUUAUGCAGUGUAUACGUUGGUGUGUCUGGAGUCUGUUCUUGGAUCCUGAGGGCCCCUGUGAGAAUGUGUGCCUCAACAUGCAGGGCGGUGCACUUCCCAACCCUUGGGGUGUCAUGGUCUACUCUGCAAACACACAGCAGAUAAAUUUAGGGAAAAGUGCCAUCAAGUUCAAGUUUUCAUCUAGUGUAGAAGGAGCUUCUUCCAGCACAACGUUACAAGUGAACCCCCGGGAAAUGUUGCCAGCUAAGAAGUUUCUUUCCGCAUCCCAAGAUGAGAGCAUCGUGGAGCUGAAGGCUUCAACGCUGCAGUCUACACGUGGCCCAGCGUUGUCUCUCUCUCAGCUGACUGCGACUUCACGCUACCCAACCAUGAGCCACACGGUGGGGUCUCCAUGGCAACAACAGCUCCCCUCUCUGCUCUCUCCCUCCCUGAUGGCAUCGGCCCACCAGCUGUCACAUGUCGAGCGUCCCGGCACUGGUGGCAUAGCACACAUGGAGUUGAGUGUACAGGAGAGAGAUGGAGAGAGAAGUGAGGAAGAAGGUGAGAUGCAGGAGUUGGCGUUCAACCCAGUGCACGCUCCCGUCAUCACCCUUGGAACCCAUGCUGCAAGCUCCUGUAGGUCGACUUCUCGCAGAUCUCUGGCACAGCUCUUCUCCUCUGGUUUCCCUCAGAUUUUGGACCACCAGAACCAGGUGGCUGAGGUUCUUGAUCCUUCAGAGCCUGUGAACUUUGACCCCCAGAGAGAAGAGGCAGAUCCUUUUCAGGCCAACACUCUUAUUCUGCAGUUCCUGGCCUUUACCAGGGUUCCUCAGGCUGGAGUCAAUUCAGACUGGCCGAACUCUGUCCAUUUCACCUUCCAGCUUUACCGCUUCCCUCCUGUCACCACCGAGUGUCUGAAGCUGCUUGACCCGGAGAGGAACAGCAAGAUAAAAUCCAACCCUGAUUACCCAUGUGUCCUCUCGCUUAUCAACAAGGACGGCACACUAAGCUCUGGUUUCCCUGGUCUGCAGCUUCAGUACCGUGUUGACCCUCAAUUCCUGAAGCCAGGUGAGCGGGUGUGGUUCCUGCGAUACCUGGCACUCCACUGCCUGCAAAUUGAUGUCUGGGACAGUGAAUCGUUGAUGCUGAUUGGCUCAGCUGCUGUGGAGCUCAAGCAUAUGUUGCGGCAAGGACGUGCAGCCGUCCAGGUGAGCCAUGAGCUGGAAGUAAUCACCACUGAGUAUCUGCAGGAUGCCAACUUUACCAGCAGGCACAACAGCAAACGUGGGGCCAUUCCAGCCAUCAAUGUCUAUACCACCGUAAAAGGAAUUCUGCAUCUGCGGCUUGGCAAUGUUGGUGGCAGUGUAUCAAGUACCCAGAGUUCCUUGACUCUUCCUGCAGCGCACUCCCAUGUGGUCCAACCCAGUGAUGCCCCUCAGGGUUUUGCAGGAGGAAGCGUCUCUGCUUUUACAGUCCUCAAGCUUAAUGCAAGCAUUGCCAGACGAGCCCAGCGAUUGCCAGAAAUCGACAGCGAGCUGGCCAGACUGCUACAAAGCACCAUGAGGGAAGUUGGCGGAGCCAUACUGCAUAAGCAGGGCGAAACGGACGAAGUGCACCAGAGGAAGAUUGAUAGAAUGGCAGCUGUCCGUCAGCUUGAGGAACGGAAGACCCCGCCUCCUUUUCAGGACAACACAAACAUCACGAGGCAUAAGGCAGAGCGUGUGCAGUAUUCCCGUGACCUGCGAGUGAUUGAGGCCUAUCGUGAGCGCUCUAAAGCACGAGAGAUCACCAACAUGCUCUCUCAGGCCAUUACUACCUCACACACUCUCUACGCCACACUAGGAACUACUGAGUUCUUUGAAUUUGUGCUCAAGAAUCCAUUCAACAUUGCUCAGACAGUCACCAUUGAAUGUGAUAAUUCAGAGCUCAGUGUAAUCGUGAAGACUGAGGAGUGGAGAUAUUUUAAAGAGUUAACAAAGACGCUGACUCCUCUUGAGGAGGAGAUGUUUCAUCUGAAGGAGGGCACGCUGACUCCACAGGUUUACCUGCGUCCGAAAGAAAGCAUCCACAUCCCCUUCAAGUUCCAGACCUUCAUCUGUGGCCACACCCUCCCCCCUCAGGGUACAAAAAGCUUAAAGAUUUCAAGAAGUCCACAGAUGGCUGAGAAACAUUUGUCCAAUACAAUUCAAGCCAAAUCCAUCAAGGUGCAGUUCCGCGGGGAGGACGGAAAGCCUCUGGCGAUCUGCCAGGUGAAUGUUGAACCGAUGCCACAUGUGGUGGACCAGACCUUCCGUUUCUACCAGCCUGAACUCACCUUCCUAAAGAAAGCCAUUCGCCUGCCUUCUGCCUGGGACAGCACAGCAGAUGGUUCCGCCACCCUCCAUGUACGCUGCAGCGACCCUAAUGUCAUCUGCCACACCACCACCUUGCCUCCUGGUGAACCACAGGAUGUUUAUCUAAAAGUACCAGGUCGUCCAAGUCCACAGAUUAGGAAAUUCUUCAUCACCAUUUUCACUGACCCUUGGCUGACCUCCCCUGCACAGAUCUGGCAGGUAUACGUUCAUUACCUGCAAAGGAUGGACCUGAGCUGUGUGUGUGGCACUCUCAGUUGGCAGUCGUUGGUUUUGCACGGCACUCAAGCCAUUCGCAGGGUCAAGUGCUACGCGUCACAUCCCCUGGAGCUUCAGGUGGAUCCAAGUGAGGUUUUUGCUCUGCCUGCUCAGGGAGUGCAGGAUGUCCGUGUGGGCGUGAGGGCUCUGCGCCCUGGAAGCCGCUUCUUUUACCUCAACGUAGUCGAUGUGGACAUACGGCAGCUAGUCGCCUCCUGGCUGCUCUGCAUCACAUGUCGGCAGCCUGUAAUCUCCAAGGCAUUUGAAAUCAAAGUUCCUGUAGAUGGAGGGAGGGGCAGCAACAAGAAAAUCAAUUUCACGAACCCCUACUCAUCCUCUAGAGUAUUCAAACUGCACACAGACCACCCAGAUCUGCUUCAGUUUAAAGAGGAACGAUUUCAGAUUGGGGGAGGGGAAAUCUACACCAUCGGUCUGCGCUUUGCUCCAAGUCAGAACCCCGGCACGGAAGAGAUCCUUGUCUUCAUCAAUGACCACCAGGAUAAAAACGAGGACACUUACUGUGUUAGUGUCCAGUACAGAUAACACACUCACUUAAACUGCACUAUAUUCGCUGCCUAUUUCCAACACAAAUAAACCUUGAACCUGCAUUUCAAAUCAGUUUGGAUUUGGAACUUCAUGGAAAUAUAUAAUUGUUAAAUACAUAAAGUGCUUUAAGAUCCAAAGAGCUUGAGAUGUAACAGAAACACAGACCAAACAUACUCUCUCUCUCUCUCUCUCUCUCUCUCUCUCUCUCUCUCUAUAUAUAUAUAUAUAUAUAUAUAUAUAUAUAUAUAAACACAGACAAUGAGCAACUCCAUCCAAGUCAUUACACCUUUCAAAACACCCAAUCAGACUUCUAACCAAAGCACUCAAAAAGAGAGAGACUCGUCUCUCACAUGUGUUGGAGUAAAGCCAUCCUGCAGUGCUCUAAGCUGAAAUGGAGAAGAGAUUCUCUAUAGAGCUAAUGCCCGUAUCAGCACUCUUGAUGUGUGUGUGUGUGUUUAUCGUAAAGAUGAACCCCCGCUGUGAUGUGUCAUUAGCAGCGGAGAACAGAUGGCCACUUGCCCAGGACUUCAGCUUUAGAUCUUCAAUAAGCAAGAAGCGUGUGUACGCCUGCAUGACCAAUCAGUUUAUUUCAUUUAGUUUAAAGUGCUUAUAGUGUCAUGUUUGCACUCACUGCGAAUAGAGUGAUUUUAGUUGGGGAAAAUAAAUAAAGACCUCCAUUAUGUUCUUUUUACUGAUUUUCUUUCUUUUUCUUUCUUUUACUUGUUUUUUCUUCAUUUUUUUUGUACCAGCAUCAAUAAAAUGCUAUGUUUUUUUUUA